Messenger RNA from Ascoidea rubescens DSM 1968, 3377 nucleotides. RefSeq names its product glycosyltransferase family 2 protein. NCBI's taxonomy places the organism in Eukaryota, Fungi, Ascomycota, Saccharomycetes, Ascoideales, Ascoideaceae. Gene Ontology annotation, molecular function: chitin synthase activity. Gene Ontology annotation, cellular component: cell septum; cell periphery. The transcript has a single exon. The record is from RefSeq and is a predicted model, not a curated record. The coding region runs from base 109 to 3306 and encodes 1065 amino acids.
AAUAAAAAUAAAAAUAAAAAUAAAAAUAAAAAUAAAAAUAAAAAUAACCCAAUUAAAAUAACCCAAUUAAAAUAAAAACAAUAAUAUAAUAAUAGUAGAAAUUAAAGGAUGAGUUAUAACCCUUUAAAUAACAGUAAUACUGGCAAUAACACAAAUAGUAACAACAACAAUAAUCUUGAUAAUCUCAACAUUAGAGACGAUGCCUCUUUUUUCUCUGGUGAUGAUCAAACUACUUUAGAUCCCAGUGUAACUUUCCCAGGAAAUACCCAUCAAAGAAAUUCCUCUAGUCACUCUGCAAAUUACGAUAACUACACAAAUUACAUGAACUACAGCGAUAAUUUAACUACCAAUUUAGAUUCUCACAACGCAAUCAAUAACCCUUUUUUUCCUCCUCUGGUUCCAUCUCAAAAUACUCGCUCCAACUUGGGCUCAGUUUCUUUUUUAUCAAAUCAAUUCAAUAACAGCAGCUACCAAAAUUCAAAUCCAAAUCCAAAUGACAUUCCAAAUUCAACACCAAAUUUAAUUCCAAAUGAAUACAUAUCUCCCUUUGAUUCCAAUCCCAAUAUCAUCGUCAAUAACAACAACAACAGCAACAAUAAUAAUCUUGAUAUCAAUAAUAAUGAUAUUAUCAAUAAUAAUGAUAUUAUCAAUAAUAAUAACAAUAACAAUUUACUGUCUGUUUUUGCUACAUCUCCUAUCUUAGGUCAAAAUCAAAGUUUCCCUCAAAGAAAUGAUAAUAGCUCCUUAUACUCUGUAGAAAUUAAUAAUACCAACACUAAUAUCCCAAUUUAUAUGCAAAACACUCUAUACCAACCAAACUUCACAAACCAACAGUUUUAUAAUCAAAACGAUCCCGAUUUAAAUCCUGUUCCGAUUAAUGGUGAAUAUUAUGAAAUUAAUCCAGUUAUGAACCAAAAUCAUUCUUAUAGUGACAACGAUAACGAGGAUGAAUACUCAGGCAACAAUGAUAACGACAAUGAUAACGAAAAAUUGAAUCCAGAUUCAAACUCAAAAAGUAAAGUCAAAACAACAAAUGGAAAUUUCGUUCUUGAUUGUCCAGUCUCAAAAGAAUUGCUCUCAAAUUACAAAGGCAAUUACUCUCCAAGAGAAUUCAACUAUCUCAGAUAUUCUGCUGUUACAAGUGAUCCAAAAGAUUUUCAAUCUGACAACUUUUCUUUAAGACAAACCUUUUUCACCCAAAAAAGACAAACUGAACUUCUAGUCGUUGUAACAAUGUACAACGAAAAUGAAAUUCUACUAGCAAGAACUUUAUCCACCAUCAUGAAUAACAUCAAAUACAUUUGCAACAAAGGCGAUGAAGAUAUUUGGGGAGUCGAUGGCUGGAAAAAAAUCGUCGUUUGCAUCGUUAGCGAUGGUAGAUCUGUCAUCAAUAAAAGAUCUUUGGCUCUAUUAUCAACUCUAGGUUGUUAUCAAGAAAAUUUUGCCCAAAAUAAAGUCAAUGAUAAUGAAGUUCAAGCUCAUCUUUAUGAAUACACUUCAUUAGUAGGAAUCAAAGGCAUUAAAGAUGAUAUAAUUCAAUUUGAAUUUGAUCUGGUAAUUCCAGUCCAAUUUUUAUUUUGUCUCAAAGAAAAAAAUCUUAAAAAAAUCAAUUCUCAUAGAUGGUGUUUUCAAGCAUUUUGCCCGAUUUUAGACCCCAAGGUUAUUAUUUUAUUAGAUGUUGGCACUGAACCUUCCAAGAGAUCAUUCUAUGAACUUUGGAAAGCUUUUCAUUAUGAUCCACAAGUAGGUGGUGCCUGUGGUGAAAUAAAGGCUUCACUAGGUCACAAGUGGAAAAACUUGAUAAAUCCCCUAGUUGCUUCGCAAAAUUUCGAAUACAAAAUCUCAAACAUCUUGGAUAAACCUUUAGAAUCCAUCUUUGGUUUUAUCUCUGUUUUACCUGGUGCUUUUAGCGCUUAUAGAUAUAAUGCAAUUAAGAAUGAUGAACUAGAUAAUGGUCCAUUAAAGGAAUACUUUAAAGGCGAAAAUUUAGACAUAAUUGAUCAAGACCAAGAAUUUAAGAAAUCACAUAUUUUUAUCAAAAAUAUGUAUCUUGCAGAAGAUAGAUUAUUGUGUUUUGAGAUUGUUAGCAGACAAAGAUGCAACUGGACAUUGAAAUACGUUAAAUCUGCAACUGCAAAGACUGACGUUCCGGGGGAUAUACCAGAAUUUAUAGCACAAAGAAGAAGAUGGCUUAACGGAUCAUUUUUUGCAGCAGUUUAUUCAAUGAUUUUUUUUUUCAAAAUUUUUAAAUCAAAGCAUUCAUUAAAGAGAAAGUUGUUAUUUUCAGUUCAAUUUAUUUAUAAUUUUCUUAAUCUACUAUUAUCAUGGUUUUCAAUUGGUUGUUAUUUUUUAGUUUUCAGAAUCAUCACUGUUUCAUUAGCUGAUGACGAAGCAGAAUUUGGACCAGGAAAGGCGUUUUCAUUGAUCUUUAUUUGGUUGUAUGCAUCAGCAACAGUGUCAGUAUUUGUUUGUUCUUUCGGGAAUCGACCAAGGGGUACUAAAAUAGUGUAUAAAGUUAUCAUGAUUUUCUAUGCAAUUUUAAUGGUUUACAUGAUGUUUGCAGCAAUUUAUCUCAGUGUUAAAGCAGUUCAAAGAGUUAAAGAUGAAAAUGAUGGAAAGAUAUCAUCGACCGAAUUUUUUUCAAAUCCCACAACAAGAGAUUUAUUAUUAUCGACUGUAUCAAUAUAUGCUGUUUACUUUAUUUCGUCAUUUCUUUAUUUGGAACCAUAUCAUAUGUUUACAUCGUUUUUGCAAUAUCUUUUAUUAAGCCCAUCAUAUGCCAAUGUUUUAAACAUUUAUGCAUUUUGUAAUUUAAACGAUGUGUCUUGGGGUACAAAGGGAGAUGAUGGCAGUAAAGAAUUUUUAGGGGAAGUUAAAGUGAAUAAGGAUGGUAUAUUUGAAGUCAGUAUUCCACUUACGGACGAUGAAAUCAAUUUUUCAUACAAGCAGCAAGCAAGUGUAAUUGCAGUGAGAGACAACAGCGAUGGGAAACAAGAGGUAUCAAUUGAGGAGAAACAAAAAAAUGACUAUGCAUUUAUUCGAACUAUGGUUGUUUUGUCGUGGAUUGGAACUAAUGCAUUGCUAAUCGUUUUUAUUUUAAAUGCUGGUGGAUUGAAAGAGUUGACGAAUCCUGAUUAUAAAUCAAUUGUUACGAGGAAUUUGGCAGAUUCAGUAUACCAGAAAAAUAGUGAAAUCUUUUUAACAGUUGUUUUAUGGAUAAUUUUUUUCACAGCACUUUUUAAAUUUAUUGGAAGCACAAUUUAUUUGGUUAUUUUUUAUUCAUCUAGAAAUAAUAGAAAGGGGUGAUUUGGAGGAAAGACAAGAAAAACUAAGUCAAACACACCAAUUUUUAUUUUUAUUUUUAUUUUUAUUUUUAU